Messenger RNA from Varanus komodoensis (Komodo dragon), 4945 nucleotides. RefSeq names its product exocyst complex component 6 (gene EXOC6). Lineage: Eukaryota; Metazoa; Chordata; Lepidosauria; Squamata; Varanidae. The coding region runs from base 145 to 2130 and encodes 661 amino acids. The record is from RefSeq and is a predicted model, not a curated record. Gene Ontology annotation, cellular component: membrane; exocyst. Gene Ontology annotation, biological process: exocytosis; intracellular protein transport; Golgi to plasma membrane transport. The transcript has 19 exons.
AGGUCAGAAAGUCUUCAGCACUCACACAGUCAAUCCACUGUGAUUUCCUCAUUGCUGAUUUUGCUAGCAAGAUCAUCUUUCAUUCCGAUGAUAAAUAAAAAGAGAUGAUCCUCCCUUGGAGCCAGCAUAGUUUAAUAUUUGACCAUGGCCGCUAAUAGCAGACCAAAUGCAGCAGGCUUCUAUGUGGAAGAAAACAAAGAUAAUGUAUACGAAACAGUCCUUGGUGAGAUUAAAUACUUAGAGCUGCCUCUGGGAAUCACAUUAGGAUCUGUAUAUGAUGACCAACCAAAUGCACACCAAAAGUUUAUAGAAAAACUAGAUGCAUGCAUUCGUAACCAUGACAGAGAGAUUGAAAAGAUGUGCAAUUUUCAUCAUCAAGGCUUUGUGGAUGCUAUUACAGAACUUCUUAAAGUAAGAGCUGAUGCAGAAAAAUUAAAGGUCCAAGUUACUGAUACCAACCGAAGGCUUCAAGAUGCUGGGAAAGAGGUGAUUGCACAAACGGAGGAAAUAAUCCAGUGUAGACUUCAACAAAGGAAUAUUACAACAGUCGUUGAAAAACUUCAGUUGUGUCUUCCAGUACUGGAGAUGUACAGCAAAUUAAAAGAGCAGAUGAAUGUAAAAAGAUAUUAUUCAGCUUUAAAAACUAUGGAACAGCUAGAAAAUACAUACUUUCCAAGAGUUAGUCAGUAUCGAUUUUGUCAGAUAAUGACUGAAAAUCUACCAAAACUCCGUGAAGAAAUAAAAGAAAUUUCCAUGUCAGAUCUUAAGGACUUCCUGGAGAGUAUUCGGAAACAUUCUGAUAAAAUUGGAGAAACUGCAAUGAAACAGGCACAGCAGCAGAAGACCUUUAAUACUGCUCUCCAGAAGCAGAACAAUCUCCAUUAUGGGAGGAAUGUGUAUAUGAAUAAUGAAGGAGAUCCAGAAACAAGGAAUGAAAUGGUUUCAAAGCAAAAUUUUGAUGAAGAAGAGGAGCAUGAAGAUGAGGUUCUGACAGCACAUGAUCUGGUAGAUUUCUCUCCUGUUUAUAGAUGUUUGCAUAUUUAUUCAGUUUUGGGUGAUGCAGAGACAUUUGAGAACUACUACAGAAAACAGAGACGGAAACAAGCAAGACUUGUGUUACAGCCACAGUCAAACAUGCAUGAAACAGUAGAAGGCUAUAGAAGGUACUUCAGUCAAAUUGUAGGUUUUUUUGUAGUGGAAGAUCACAUUUUACAUGUAACCCAAGGACUGAUUACAAGAGCUUACACUGAUGAACUUUGGAACAUGGCACUUUCAAAGAUUAUUGCUGUCCUUAGAACUCAUUCAUCCUAUUGCACUGAUCCUGAUCUUGUUCUGGAGCUGAAGAAUCUGAUUGUUGUGUUUGCAGAUACCUUGCAGGGCUAUGGCUUCCUUGUGAACAGACUAUUUGAUCUUUUAUUUGAAAUAAGAGACCAGUACAAUGAGACUCUACUUAAAAAAUGGGCUGUUUUGUUCAGGGAUAUUUUUGAAGCCGAUAAUUACAGUCCGAUUCCUGUAUCAAAUGAAGAGGAGUAUAAAAUUGUGAUUAGCAAAUUUCCUUUUCAAGAUCCAGAACAUGACAAGCAGUGUUUUCCAAAGAAACUUCCAAUGUCUCAGUCAGUGCCUCAGAUUUAUAUCCAGGUUAAAGAAUUCAUUUAUGCAAGCCUUAAAUUUUCAGAAUCCCUUCAUCGCAGUUCAACCGAGAUAGAUGAUAUGCUUAGAAAAGCUACAAAUUUGCUGCUGACUAGAACUUUAAGCAGUUGUUUACAAAAUCUCAUCAAAAAGCCUCACAUGGGUUUGACGGAGCUAGUGCAAAUUAUCAUAAACACAACACAUUUGGAACAAGCAUGUAAAUAUCUUGAGGACUUUAUAACUAAUAUUACAAAUAUCUCCCAAGAGACUCUUCACACAGCACGACUCUAUGGUCUUUCAACAUUUAAGGAUGCAAGACAUGCUGCUGAAGGGGAGAUUUAUACCAAACUUAACCAAAAGAUUGAUGAAUUUAUCCAACUUGCUGACUAUGAUUGGACAAUGACUGAGCCCGAUGGAAGAGCCAGUGGCUAUUUGAUGGACUUGAUUAACUUCUUAAGAAGUACCUUUCAGGUUUUUACUCACCUGCCUGAGCUGCUGUGAUAUGGUGUGUUCUGGGCAUGAAUACUUGAAAAUAGAGGUGUGACUAGAUUGUUCUGAAAGAAGUAAGAUUGGGAUUCAUGCAGAGGCUUAGCUGACUGGUUAAUCUGAGAUUUUGACAUUUGGAACAAAGGAAAAGGAGAACCUCAUAUCUGAAGCAGCUGUGUAGGUAGGGAGAGAAGAAAAUUCAAACUCCCAGAAAGAUGUUGGAUUAGGAAAAACAAGAGGACAUUGAUUUCCAAAAGCAAGUUUCUUUUUUUCUACCUCUCUCUCUCCAGAGAGACUGAGGAAAACCUAGCUUGCAGACAGAAUCUACAUUCAACUCAACCCUUCCGAAGCAGUUGCAUGUAUAGGGAAAGCUUUCUUGGACAGUUGAGAGAGCGAACAAACUUAAGAAACUGCCUUAUAAAGAAUGAAAACAUUAGUCCAUCAAGCCCAGUAUUAUCUUCUGUGAUUAUCAGUGGCUCUUUGAGGUCUCAGGGAUCAGUUCAAGCACCUGCUAUCGGAGAUCCUUUUAACUGGCAGUAAUCAGGAGUUGAAGAAGAUCAAGUGACCAACUUGAAUGAGUAGAAGGGCUUUCAGCUAAGACAAAGCCACUGUUGUAGCCAGCUCCUAAACCUAUUAUUGUUUUUAUUUACAUGGCUCUUUGUUACUUGUAGCAGACUUGUGGGGAGAAAGUUUGGUCCUUAAAAAUUAGCAUCUUUCAGAAAGCUUAUUUGUUACUAAUGGACACUCAUCUAUAGCCAGCAUAUGCCUGAAGCAGUUGAGAAAUGUCACUUUAAAAGAAACCAAAAAUAGUAGUCAAUGAAACUUAUUUCAACCAAAAGCAUUUAGCAAUACACUGUUAGUUUUGAGGCUGCAUGAUGAUAGGAAAUCCUUUUUUAAAUGUAUGUUAUGCUUACGAAGUGAAGUAGCUAUGAUUUUGUAGCUUCUUUAGUCAAGACAGUGACUUGGCUUGUAUGCUAAAACAGCCACUGUGGCUUGAUUUCCUGUGUGAGCACCUGUAUUUUACUAGUUGCAUCCAUAGAUGUCUGGCUUGCUGUGGCUUGUUGUGUUGUGUGAACCCAGGCUGCAGAGGUUGUUUGAGGAUUAAACAACCCUCUAAAGUUCAUGGCUUGUUUUACGUUUAUUGGAGAAUUGUCUGACCCUCAAACAACCCUGACACCUUGGUUCACACAAUACAAGUUGUGGCAAGCCAAGUGCCUAUUAGCAUUCAGCAUGUCAUGAUAGUAAUUGUGGAUAGAUGAAUCCACCCUACAGGCAUAGUAUAUGAAGCUGUGCCAUGGCGACAUCUUUAUUAUAGGAUAGUUUUCCCCAACCUACUAUCAUCCAUAUGUGUUAGACCAUCUUUCCCAUCAUUCCCAGCCAGUAAUGAUUCUGCAGUUGCAGAUUAUGGGAAUUGUAAUGAAAGACUUCUGGAACACACCAAAUUCAGGAAGGCUGGUAGAAAACAUUAUCACUGUCUUUGUGAGAUGUGUGAACUGGCUUCAUAAAAUAGCAGAUUUCACCUUCAUUCAUGAGUAAAAUGUAGCAAGGCAAUGUCACUUUUAACCUUUUGAGUUUAAAGAUAAAAGUAUCAAAUAUCAAAAACCUAUAGGGUUUUCCCUAUAUUAAUAAGUUGGUUUAGAAGUUUUUCUUUUACUUAAAUUUUUACUGUUGUUGGAAAAUACGUAGAUAAGUUUGUGCAAUGAGGAAUAUGCAGAUAAGUUUGUGUAAAAUAUUUUUCUUCACUAAUUUUGGUAUGUACUUAAGCUUUUUUACGCACAUCUUCAGUCAUCUAUAAAGUUAUGAUUUAUGGAUAUUUCACAGUUGAGACAAUUAUCUGAAUGGCUUAAGGUUUCUAGUCAUGGCAACUGUGGUAUCGUCUGAUUUUCCUAAACGUUUGCUCAUAUUUACUUUGUCUGUGUCAUCACUAGAUAGCAAUAAUGUUGGUGUCCUUUAAAAAGAGCACACUAAAAGCAAAAAACAGAGCUUCGUAUUGUAUCAAAAUAGACCCUUUUAAACCUUCUGAUCAAUGGCAUGGAUCAAUGUACUUUAAACACUGUUAUUUUAUUUGGAUUAAGAUUCACUGACUAUCCCUUAAGCAUAUUUUUGAUAAUGUAGCUAAGUAACAGACUGGUAUAAUGGCUAUGGUACCACUCUCCCCAGAUUGAACAGGAAGCACUUCCGUGUGCACAAAGCUGAGGGGCGAUGCUUUCUUCUGGCAAUGGACCCUCAUGCUGCAUGUGGUGCUGCUCUACCUCAACUCUGAUAUGAGAGGUAUCGGAGGCACUUGCUCAGUGGCAGAAAGAUCUGCUGCUGGAAGAGGGAGGGCAGCUCAAAUGCCUCUGUGUGUAAGAAGUUCUGCUAUAGAGAUUUGUGUCCAUCUAAGGAGCUCUGAAACUCUCAUGUUAAUUGACUACAAUCAAAAAAUCAGUUGACAUACCAGAUAAACAUUUCCAGACUAUCUUCUAGAAAUUCUUUUUAGAAAGGAUAUUUUACUACUCUGACUCUCACAGUUCCACUAUGCUUGUAUUAACUCCUCAAUAUUUUACGAUAUUAGAUAAUGCUUUAAAAUGGAUAUUUAUUUGGAUCAGCAACUCCAGAUGGAAAGUUUAUUAACCUCACCAAGUUUUUGUGUAAUCAUGGCAGAUCAGAUUAUUUUUUAUCUCAGACAAUAUUUUUGAACCAUUCAGAUAAUCAGGAAAUAAAGUUUAUGUAUUUACUUACUUGUUUGUUAGAUUUAUAUCCAUUUUUUCUUUUGAAGAACUCAAAGUGGCUUACAUCAUUCUCCUCCCCCUGCUCUUAAUCUUAUCCAUACAACAACCUUGUGAGGUAG